UCUUCGCAGGGUGCGUUAUCGCGCGCGGCGCGAGAGAUUCGAAUGGGCAAGCAGCCAUGCGCUUGACCCUGGCACCAAGCUUUGGAGCGCGGCCUGCCGGAUGCCAGGUUGCCUUGCGCGUCUCAUGCCGGAGGGCAAUUGCGUCGGAGGCUGAUACCUGGAUGCAUCAACUGAGCACGCGCUUUCGCUCCCUUACGUUGAUCGCCUCCGCAACGUACCUGGCGCGCUCGGACUUCUGGCGCUGUGCCUCCCGGCCCUGGACCAAGGAUUCCAGGGCGGCCGCCCAGCGGCUUCCCCACACCUUGGCCCAAGAGCUGCUGACGGCACAGCAGCCCACGGUGGCCUUUGUUGAGACCCGCUACGUGGAGGAGUUCACGAAGCUUAUUGGCACUAGAGCCACGGUGCCCUUUGUGCUGGUCACUGCUGGCUCCGAUGCGCCUAUGACUCGAACCUGGCAAACCAGGCUGCUGCGAAUGCCUGGCCUGAGGGCCUGUUAUGCCACCAACCUGCACACCCCUUUGGACGCCCACAAGGACGUGUUUCACCCGUUGCCGGUGGGCUUCUAUUCCAUGCGCCUCAAUGCUCAGAACGAGGCGUUGCUCCAAGGCCAAUUCGCCUCAGACCGGGACUGCCGGCUGUUGGUGCCCUGGAUGCGCAUGAAGAACGGCCAGAAGAUGCGGCGUGGGUACUGGACGAACGUGCUGGAGUCUGAAGAGUACAAGGAUUUGGUGGUCCUGAUGAAAGACCGCCUGGCUUUCCCGCAGUAUGUGGAGAAGCUGGCGCGAGGCACCGCUUCGUGCUGUCGCCCCCUGGGAAAGGCUUCGACUGCACCCGCACCUGGGAAGCUCUGGCUGUGGGCUCCAUGCCCUUGGUUGCCGAGAGCAAGACCUUUGACCCUCGCAUCUACGACGCGGCGCGUAUCCGGCGCAUCGCGGGAGCCGCGGAGCUCUCAGCCGAGACCCUGGCGGAAAUUCUGCGGGGUCCUGCCGCGGUGGAUCAGCGCCAGCUGAAGGUGGACUAUUGGGCGGCGCGCUGGAGGCAGCAUCUCCUGCCAGGCUGACGUCCGACGCUUCUAGAGCCCCGAUCUUCGAAUCGCUUUUGGGCCGGGAGAGGCCCAGGAGCCCAAGGCAAUGGACUUCCACUGGUGAACAGCUGCCCAAAGCAACGGCCACGAUCCGCGGAGCAGAGUUCAGCGGCGCCCCGCGGAGCGG
Messenger RNA from Effrenium voratum, 1211 nucleotides. The record is from the annotation of a GenBank genome assembly. Lineage: Eukaryota; Dinophyceae; Suessiales; Symbiodiniaceae.